Gopherus evgoodei (Goodes thornscrub tortoise) is the source of this 2553-nucleotide messenger RNA. RefSeq names its product RNA-binding protein 4-like. Gene Ontology annotation, molecular function: mRNA binding. The record is from RefSeq and is a predicted model, not a curated record. Gene Ontology annotation, cellular component: cytosol. The transcript is spliced from 2 exons. The coding region runs from base 165 to 1103 and encodes 312 amino acids. NCBI's taxonomy places the organism in Eukaryota, Metazoa, Chordata, Testudines, Testudinidae.
CGGAAGUGAGCGCCGCCAUCUUGUUUCUGUGGUUUUGGAGGAACAGUUGGUUUCCACUGGGAGCUGUGCUGUUUUGUUCCUCCUGGCCCGUCCGCCCUCCUCCGCGUUGAGUUUGCGUGGGUGAUUCCCGAGAGCAUUGCAGGCUGGAAGUGCAACCUCCUGCCAUGGUGAAGAUCUUUGUGGGAGGGGUCUCCCCUUCUGUCACAGUGGAUGAACUGAAGAAGCUCUUCGAGCAGUAUGGACAGGUGAACGAGUGUGACAUCCUGAAGAACUUCGCCUUUGUGCACAUGGAGAAGGAGGACGAGGCCCACAAGGCCAUCAGCGAGCUGCACAAGCAGGAGUUCUACGGGGCCAACCUGACGGUAGAGUACGCCACAUCCAAGAUCCGUAACGCCACCAAGAUCUAUGUGGGCAAUGUCUCCAGCAAGGCCACCACAGCCCAGAUCAAGGAGCUCUUUGAGAAGUUUGGCAAGGUGGUGGAGUGUGACAUUGUCAAGAACUACGCCUUUGUCCACAUGGCCAAGGAGAGGGAAGCCAUGGACGCUAUCUUGAACCUCAACGACAUGCCUCUGGAGGAUCAGAAGAUCUUUGUAACACUGUCCAAGAGCAACAACUCGCUCAAGACAACCAAGGGGACUUCUGUGCCACCUCCACCACCUGCACUGCCCAGUUACUACUUCCCUAGGGGACGCAUCCCUCCACCACCGUCUCCUUAUACCCCAUAUGCAACCCGAUCUUGGUAUGACCGGGAAUAUUACGACCGCUUUGCUUAUGAGCUCUACAACCGGGCGAUGACUGCCAGGACAGCAUACGAGAGGGCCUUGCCACCUGCACCCUCUACCCCCACCGCCUACAGAGAGAGGAGCCCUGUGGGCAGGCGGACGACUGCUGCGGUGGCCCAGUAUACUGAUCCCUACGCUGCUGCGGCUGCCGCCCAGACAUACAGCCAAGUGUACAACCAGACAGGUUAUGCAGCAGUGGCGGCUGCAGCCGCAGCAGCAGCUACCUACUCCCAGUACAGCAUGGGUGCCACCUACAGUGCAGGGGAGUACUAUGAGAAAUACAGCAACGGCUAUGCCACUCAAUAUGCCCAGACGUACUAAUCUCACUGUGCUCAUAGUAGUAAGUGACCAGAGAUCUUAGCUUUGGUGGGAGGCGGAGGCAUGGAGUGGAGAAUAACUAGCCCUAGAACUCCUUACUGGCACAGUUUUUUAUGGGGUAAGGGAGUGCCACUCCUCCCUAAAGUAGCUCUCUGAUGCCAUCCACAGUGGAUGGAGGUUACCAUGCCUCCUGAAAUAGGCUCAUAUGAACUAGACAACCUUUUAUGUGUGUGUUAGCCUAGAUUUCCUUUGAAGGUCAAGAAGCUCUGGCGAGAAGUGAGUUUGCCUCCCUCCCUCCCUCCCUCCCCGUUAAGAAAUUAACCUUUGUUUUCCUUCAGUCUUCUCAUGCUCCCACUUUCCAAGCUUUGUUAGGAUGCAUCUUUUCUUUACCUUCCUCCCUCAUCCCCUUUCCCUCCUGGUUUGCUUUCCUCAUGUUCUCUUUUGUUUUGGUUCAAUCGCUAAGAAAAUAAUUCCAGUUUGAAAGAUGAGUCGCCCACCACGACAAACUGGCCCCCUGCAAGCCUGCACUGAAAGCCACGGCAAUUCUGCUCAUAAUUCAGAGCUGAUCCUUUCUUGAUUCCCCUCCCCUCUCAUCAGUUUUAACUGUUGUAACUUGCAGUGCUCCUUUUUUCCCUCUUUUGCUGGCUAAUUCCUUGGCACGGUCUUCCCGUGUUGUGCAUGCGGAGCGGAGUUUUGAAAUGUGUGUCUCUAGAUCCGUAGCUAGGACCAGAGGGUGGGGGAAGGGGUGCCUUGUUCUUUUUCUGUACCUCAGUAUUACAAAAGGAAGUGGAUUUUUUUGGUGCCUCCAAAGUCCGUCCGUGUCACGGCUUUUUUUUCCCUUUUCGUUUUUUACAUUGAUGAUUAAACAGCUUGUACAGAACUUCCCGGCGUCUCGUCGUCAAAUCAGCUGCUGCGUCGCUUUAACUGUGCCCAAACCUCUGUGUGGCUCUUCUUUCUCCGCCUCUGUCCUCUGUGCCUAGCGAACGGCAAAACUGACACCCCGAUUUCGCUUGACUGUAUCGCGCUGCCUGUUCCACCGCGGUUGCCUUGGUUAACGGAGCAACCCUCUUCCCUUCCCGUCUCCCUGUGCCCUCCCCACGGCGAGCGCCUUGUUAGCAACCCCACAGGCUGCCCAGGUUUCCCUCCUGCCUUCUGGCUGCAGCAUUCCUCUGCUCCAGCUCAGCCAGGGCAUCUGUAACUCUGACCUGUUGCAAGCCCCUUAUCUGCUAUUCCUGUUGUUGAGGCCAACUCCCCCCCCCCCCCUCACCCUCAUACUCAUUUGUUUAGACCUCACUUGUCAGGUAUCUAACAUUGUAACCCUUUCUUCCCCCCCCCAUUGAUUUUUUUUCUCCAUACACAGCCCGGUGCUCGGAGGCGUAAGGGGGAAAGGGAUCUCGGCUGCAAAGGUGCAGGCAGAGCUGAUUCAAGACAGCGCAAUGCCUUUAACCACCAC